Messenger RNA from Sesamum indicum (sesame), 6684 nucleotides. Its product is annotated as autophagy 2. Lineage: Eukaryota; Viridiplantae; Streptophyta; Magnoliopsida; Lamiales; Pedaliaceae. Gene Ontology annotation, cellular component: phagophore; phagophore assembly site. Gene Ontology annotation, biological process: autophagosome assembly; piecemeal microautophagy of the nucleus; reticulophagy. Gene Ontology annotation, molecular function: phosphatidylinositol-3-phosphate binding; protein-membrane adaptor activity. The record is from RefSeq and is a predicted model, not a curated record.
GUUUUCCAAGCAUAUCGUAAUCGUAAUCUCAAUCUCAAAUUUUGGAGUAAACGAAAUAGGACCGAUCCAAUCAUUAACACCAAACCAAUUCCCCAAUCCAAACACGACUCUCCACCCCAAGCAAAAGUCUUUCUCAAUUUAAUUUCUCCAGACCUAAACCCUAACCACAGAAGAAAGGAAAUCAGUAUUUGUUAAUCUUGGUUUGUUGUGUUUUGAGCUUUCUGAAAUUUGCUUGGAUGGAGGUUCCAGCCUCCAUCAAGACCAACUUCUCUGUGUAUACAAGUUUAUGAAACCCUAAUAUUGGAGGAAAAGGCUUCCCAGAAAAAGGAACUGCAUAGAGAAUAUAGGGGAAGAUGUUUUCGUGGAGCAUACCGAAAUCCGCUGAGGCGAUGUUCUCGCGGUGGGCUAUAAAACGUGUUUGUAAAUUUUUGUUGAAGAAGAAAUUGGGGAAGCUUAUACUGGGAGAUAUUGAUCUUCAUCAGCUCGAUGUUCAGCUCGGUGCUGGCACAAUUCAGCUCUCAGAUCUUGCAUUAAAUGUUGAUUAUAUAAACGAGAAGAUUGGGACAGCAGUUUUAGUGAAAGAGGGGUCAAUUGGAUCAUUAUUGGUAACAAUGCCUUGGAAAGAAGGAGGUUCUGGAAUUGAGGUGGAUGAACUUGAGGUUGUUAUUGCUCCUCGCCGGGUGAAGGCUUCUCCAGAUGAAUCUGAAACUUGCAGAAAUAGUAAAAAUUGCAGCAAUAGUUCCAGCCAUGGUAUUAAAAAGCUAGACAAUGAGACACUGGACAGUAGGGUGGCAAAUGCAUCUGUUGAUGUUCAUGAAGGAGUUAAAACCAUUGCUAAAAUGGUGAAGUGGUUGCUAACUAGCUUUCAUGUGAAAAUUAAGAAACUAAUUGUAGCAUUUGAUCCACUUCUGGAUGAAGGAAAUAAGAAAGGCUUAGACAGAAUCUUGGUGCUUCGGAUUAGUGAAGUAGAAUGCGGAACACAUAUUUCUGAAGAUGAUUCAUCGAACAGUUUCACCACAGCUAAUAAUUUUCUUGGUUUAAGUCGAUUAACAAACUUUGUGAAAUUUCAGGGAGCAGUACUUGAAUUACUUGAUGUGGAUGGUCUUGAUCAUCAGUCUCCACAUGAAUGUUCAACUGAGACGGCUGCUGGCAACUCGUUUUCAGGGUACUGUUCAUCGGGUAACAUGGUUACAGUCAUAUGUGGAGAAAAGGGAGGUUUCUCAGGGAAUCUUAAGUUAAGUUUGCCUUGGAAAGAUGGUUCAUUAGACAUUUGUAAAGUGGAUGCAGAUCUUCAUAUUGAGCCUCUUGAAAUAAGGAUUCAACCUAGCACCAUCGGAUACUCCAUCUUCAUGUGGGACCUAUUUAAAGGAAUUGGUGAGGAGAGCGAGGACCUGGGAUAUCUUGAACCAUCAAACAGUUUGUCAGCUCCAAGCUCUUGCAUGCUUCCUUCUGAUAUGGGGCUAUUUGUUAAUGAAGCGUUCGUCACUGAUAGCUGCUUGAUAGAGAAAGAACCAGUAAAUACCCUGCUAUCAGAGUCGCAUCUCAUAUCUGAUUGGGUGAGUAGAAGCCAGAAAUACAGAAAUGAAGAAGAACCAGACUUUGAGGCAAGUGUGGAUCAAUUUUUCGAGUGUUUGGAUGGACUAAGAAAUUCACAGUCAGCUAUAGGGAAUAGUGGCAUGUGGAACUGGACUUGUUCUGUGUUUAGCGCAAUAACUGCAGCAUCCAACCUUGCCUCUGGAUCUUUACAUGUUCCUUCUGAACAGCAGCAUGUUGAAACCAACUUCAAUGCAGGCAUAACAAAAGUAUCUGUGCUUCUAUCCUUCAUUGAUGAAGACCAGAACUCCCUGCAAAUGAAGGGUGCUAAGGGCAAUACUGAUUUGCAUAUUCAUCAUCUGUGUGCACAGUUUGUUGACUUAUUUUGUAUAUUGCAGGUUCGACCUCGAGAAAUGAAUAUCAAAUUGAUUAUGCAACAUAUCCAACUAGUUGAUCACUUGUAUUCCAAAAGUGACUUGGCGGAUUACAAGAUGCAUGGUUGUGAUGACAAUUCUGAAAGUGGGACCUUAAUUCAAAAAAUGCAAGAAGGUGUACAAGGUGCUCUUCUGACUUUCCAAGACUCCAAGAACGUUACUCAAAAAGACCACCAGGUUGAUCAUUUUGUUGGUAUUCCUCUGAGCAUCCAGGACAAUGAUGGAUGUUGUCAUAUGAUAAAUGGAAAAAAUAUCUGUGGUAAAGAUAACAGUGUUACUUUGCUAAAAACCUCAGGUGUCAGUAAAUGCCAUGUCAGGGUAAACUCUGGUUCUUCUGGUGGCUCGUUAAUGGGUCCAACAUCUUUUUCAUUAAAGCUACCACAUUUUGUUUGCUGGGUGAACUUUGAUCUAGUUUCCAGGACACUAGAAUUUCUGAAAGAGAUAGAAAAGUGUAUUGAAAUAACUCACAUGGAGAGUGGUUUUAGACUGGAGUCGGAAAUUAAAAAGUAUGGGUUUUCACCUAUGGGUGACCAAGGUAAUAUUUCACGUCCACAGUCAACAAAUGUGUCGACGAAAGAAGAUCUUGAGGGGAAUAUAUUCUUGUCAAAUGCUAGAAUAAUACUGUGUUUCCCUCUGAAGGAGCAUAAUGGUUUUAGCUGCUACUCUUCUUGCAGCCAGUUUAUUGCUUUGGACUUUAUUUCCUAAGCCGAUUCCUGUUGCUAAAUCUGAAAAGAGUCACACCAUGACCACAUCGUGCUCGUUGAAGUUUAACUUUGGUGAUUUUUAUCUCUUUCUCAUUAACUCAAUUUUUAAGGAGAAGAUUGAUGGAAGUGAAACCUACAACAGUCAGGAGGCAAGCUUUUCCAUUGAGAAAAUUAUUUCUGCUGUGAACAAAACUGGUCAUCAGUCUCUUGUUAGUUUGUUUUGGCAGGAGAGUCCUGUGACUGGUCCUUGGAUAGCGAAGAAAGCCAAGAUAUUGGCUUCUUCAGAAAAUGGAAGGAGGGAAGAUAAUAAGGUUGUGGGGAGAAGUGGUGAGUUUGCCUCAGUAACAACUGUUAAAGAAAGCAAAGAUUUUGGUGGUCGUACUCGACAAGAGAUUUUAGCGAGCUCCGCAAUUUUACUACAUGGACAAUUGCCUCCUGUUACAAUUGAUCUCAACAAAUCUCAGUUUGAGAACAUAUGUGGCCUCCUAAAUCAGAUGGUUGAGAAUUUCUCAUGCAUUAUUUCUGAAUCAGUCACAACUACAGAAGAACAUUCUGCACUGCAAACAUCGAUUCUUGUGGAAUGUGAUUCUGUCACAGUUUCCCUGGUGACGGAGGCAGUUGCGGGUGUCUCGUCCUCCAUACACUCAGAACUUCCUGGUUCUUGGCUUAGUCUAACUCUCCAAGUGGACAAGUUUGAGUUACUUUCUGCAUCAAAUAUUGGUGGAAUAAGUAGCAGCAAUUUCUUGUGGUUGGCCCAUGGUCAGGGCAGUCUAUGGGGCUCUACCACUGAAGGUCUACAUCGGGAGUUUCUUCUGAUAUCAUGUAUUGACUCUACAAUGGGUCGUGGUGAUGGAGAAGGUUCAAAUAUGUUAUCUUCGAGGUAUGCGGGAUCUGAUAUUAUAAACUUAUGGGAUCCAGAGAGCAAUCAUAGUUUUACUUCAAUUACAGUCAGAGGUGCCACUAUUGUUGCAAUGGGUGGUCGCUUGGAUUGGUUCAAUGCAAUAUUUUCCUUUUUCAUUCUACCAUCUCCUCAAUUUGAUCAAGUGGCUGAUGCUGGUCUGGAAAAGACUUGUGGGUCUUCUUUCAUUCUUAACCUGGUGGAUGUUGGCUUGAGUUAUGAGCCGUACCUUGAAAACUUGCCGGCUAAUGAAGGUUCAGGUUGCAAAUCUUCUUAUGUUAAUACCAACGGAUCUAAGGAUGAGCUCCAUGUUGCUUGUCUGUUGUCUGCUUCUUCCUUGAAACUUUCAAAUACAACUGUGGUUGAUUGCACAGAAGGGGAGUACAAAAUUAGACUGCAAGAUCUAGGUUUGCUUAUAUGCACAGUGUCUGAAUCUAAGUUAGUUGGUCGUACUUAUACUGCAGAACAUCUUCGCAAGAAUGAUUAUGUCAAAGUUGCACAUGAGACACAUGUUGAAGUGCUUUUGAGGACAAACUGUGAGAAUGGCCAUGCGUGGGAAUUAGAGUGCACAGAGUCACACAUUAUGUUAAAUACGUGCCAUGACACAACUCUUGGAUUAAUUAGAUUAGCUGCUCAACUCCAAAAGCUGUUUGCACCUGAUCUGCAAGACUAUGUUGUGCACUUGGAGAAUAGGUGGAACAAUGUGCAGCAGGUGCAUGAGAACAGUGACAAGAUGACAUUAGGUUGUGAAUUUUCUCCGGCACUUUCACAGACAGAGACUUCAUGUGUAGAUAAGAAAUCCAAGGUAGGCAAUUUGAUGGAUGAAAUAUGCGAAGAUGUUUUCCAGCUAGAUGGGAACUCUGAUGGCCAAGCUAAAAUUUUUGAAUCACAUGUUCAUGCCUUCAUCAAUGACAGUCCGGUUGUAGUUAGUGGGGCUUCGUCAUCAGAAGAAAAGACCCCUGAGUUUAUAGAAGAAUAUUUCUUGUCUGAUCUACGCCCCCUCUCAGAACUUGCUCUGAAAAGCCAGUCAUCUGACAUUCUUGUUUGCAAGACUGAUGUUGUUGGAGAGGCCCGAACAGGUCAUGGUGGUUGGUAUGCGGAUACCCCGUUAAGAAUAUUAGAAAAUCACGCUUCAAAAGUGCAGCAGAGCAAUGUGGAGAAACCUUUAGGGUUUGAGGUUUCUUUAAGUGUUCCUGAACACAUUGAUGAUGGGAAAGCUGAGGGUCAUAUCUUUCUUAGGAAUAUGAAUGUCAUUUGGAGAAUGUAUGGUGGUUCUGACUGGUGCAACCCUCGGAAUAUUUCUCAGGCUUCUGGAGUGACUUGUGCUAGGGAUGCAGCUGUCUGUUUAGAGCUUGCCUUGUCUGGAAUAGGGUUUAACUAUGAAGUGUACCCUGAUGGUGAAUUAACUGCAUCUAGGCUUUCUCUCACCAUUCAGGAUUUUUGCUUGAAUGACAAAAGUGAUGAUGCACCAUGGAAGCUGGUGCUUGGAUAUUAUCACUCAAAAAACCAUCCAAGAAAAGUCUCUUCAAAGGCAGUGAAGCUAAACUUGGAGGCUGUUAAACCAGACCCUUCAAUCCGUAUAGAGGAAAACCGGUUACGUAUUGCUUUACUUCCUUUGCGGUUGCAUCUUCAUCAGAGCCAACUUGAUUUUCUCAUCAGCUUUUUUGGAGGAAAAAGUUCAUCAAAUGAUCCCUCCCCUGGGACUCUGGGUUUGACUAAUUCAGGAGAGCCAUCUGAGAAGAGUGACAAUCUACAGGGUAGUGCCAUCAGUGAGGAGGCAUUUCUUACUUACUUUCAGAAAUUUGAGAUAUGGCCAAUGGUGAUUCGAGUUGAUUACAGUCCUUGCCGUGUCGACUUAACUGCGCUUAGGGGUGGCAAGUAUGUUGAACUUGUUAACCUUGUACCUUGGAAGGGUGUGGAACUACAACUCAAACAUGUGCAAGGAGUUGGUCUCUAUGGCUGGGGGAGUGUUUGUGAAACCAUAUUAGGAGAGUGGUUGGAGGACAUUUCUCAAAAUCAGAUUCACAAGCUGUUGAAAGGUCUUCCUCCCAUUAAGUCACUGGUUGCUGUUGGUUCUGGAGCUGCAAAGUUGGUGACUCUGCCUAUGAAGAGCUAUAAAAAGGAUCAUAGAUUACUCAAAGGAAUGCAAAGAGGUACUUUUGCAUUUCUUAAAAGCAUUUCGCUUGAAGCUAUUGGGCUAGGAGUACAUUUGGCUGCAGGAGCUCAUAACAUCCUCCUCCAAGCAGAAUAUAUUCUCUCUAGUAUUCCACCUUCUGUACCAUGGCCAGUAGAAAACAACGUGGGUGCUAAAGUGAAAUCAAAUCAGCCUAAUGAUGCUCAACAAGGGAUUCAACAGGCUUGCCAGAGCAUUAGUGAUGGCCUAGGCAAAUCGGCUUCUGCCUUGGUACAAACCCCCUUGAAAAGAUAUCAGCGUGGUGCUGGCAUUGGAUCUGCUUUGGCUACUGCUGUGCAGUCUGCUCCAGCUGCAGCUAUAGCCCCAGCUUCUGCUGCUGUGCAUGCAGUGCACUGUGCUCUUCUUGGCUUUAGGAACAGCCUUGACCCUGAGCGUAAGAGAGAGUCUCUGGAAAAAUACUUGGGUAGGACCGCGCCUUAGGAAUUCAUGCAGUAGGUGUGCACAAAAGCAAAAAAACUUAUGACAGCUAUUAUGGUUGAGACAAGCUCUAUAGAUUUCCCUUUGUGGCAGUUCUUCAAUACAUAAGCGAGUGAUGAAAAGGCGAUGCUAUUGACAUACCAGAGAAAUCAGAAACUUCGUAGCUACAGAGAAGAGCAUAUCGUUUCUAAUAUCUGAUUCCGUUUUCUUAGGUGUACAGAUAUAUAUAUAUAUUCCUGAUGUACAGAUAGGGAACACCAUUAGACGGACAUUUUUCCUUGUCAGAAGGAAGGGAGAUUCUGUACAUAAAUGUAAAUGUUUUAUGAUUAUAGGUUUUUAACACAUCAAUUCCAGCCUUGUAAUUAGGGUUCAUUGGUUUGGCAUAUUUAAGCCUUCUUCAAAUGUAAUUAUGAUUGCUAUUCGUUUUUGCUCUCAUACUAUUGUGAUGCAUAUUUUUGCUGUAAAUAUACCUACAUUGUAAUUAGUGAUCAUUGGUUGGAUUUA